GAGGAACUGACAGAGAAGAAAGGGAGGGAUUGUGUGUUCUAGAAGAAAAGGGGGCACUCAGAUAUAACAUGGGAGGGGGAAGAGGGGGUUUUACAGAAGGGACUGGGUGUUAGGAUAGGGUCCAGGGAAGCCUUGCUAGAAUAUGAAGUUCAUGUAAAGAGUCUAUACAAUGGUCAUACAGGAGCUAAAAAGUCUAUAGACAUAGAAAAUGCUGCUAAAAGUUAAUAAUUCUCCAUCUAUCCACCACUUCUCUCCUCUGCACACAGGGUUAACCUCUUACAACGUGACUUAAAAAGACAGACAGUCCAUCCAAUGGCAUGCAAAGGCUUGUAGAUGGGGUUUUAGGCACAGGAGUGAGCUAGGCUUCUAUUACUCUGUAUUAGAUCUUCUUCUGUGGUGGAACAUUGCACAUAGGACUUGAUCAGUGUUUGUCACUUUCUGACUGUUUUGUGGCUUCAUCUACCAGGGAGGAAAGCAGAGACCUGCUGUGACAGUACUGGCAGCAGAUGCGGAUUGCUUUUCUACCAGGAUCCUUCUAAGCAUAUUGCUGCAUUUCAAGAAAUCAACAUGUCUAAUUCAGACUCUGAAGAUGACGGGACCCCCAGACGUAGGUUCUCCUUAGAAGUUCAUGACAAGGAUUCAAUUGCUGCCUUUGGGAAAGAAGAUAAAGAUGGGAAAAGAGAAGCAAAACCCCCGAUGGAUUCAGCACUGCAGAAAGAAAGUGACAAUAUUCCCCCAACUAUUGGCUUCAACUUUGAUUUUUUGGGGCCAGCGCAAGUAAAUGGUGGCAAAGCUCCUGACAUUGAUCCUAAAGAUUGCUACAACAGAGAGAGAAUAUUUGCUGCAGUAGCCAAUGAAGAUACUGAAGACCUGGCUGGACUACAAAGCUACCUGCAGAAAACCAUGAAAAAACUAACUAAUAGUGAAUUUACAGAUCCUGAUACUGGAAAGACAUGCUUACUAAAGGCCAUGUGGAAUUUAAGAAACGGGAGGAACGACACCAUCCCAAUAUUGCUGGAGGCUGCAAAGAACACUGGCCAUUUGGAACAAUUGGUUAAUGCAGGAUAUACUAAUGCAUAUUAUCAUGGACAGACAGCACUUCACAUAGCAAUAGAAAGGAGAAAUUUACCUCUAGUGAAGCUUUUGAUGGAGAACAAGGCUGAUGUCCAUGCAUCGGCAGAUGGGCUUUUUUUCCAGCCCAAAAAGAAAGGUGUCAGUUUCUACUUUGGAGAACUCCCUCUCUCACUUGCUGCCUGCACUAACCAGCUUAACAUUGUGAGCUAUCUCCUAAAUAACCCACAUCGGAGGGCUGAUUUGACUGCCAAGGAUACCCAUGGAAAUACAGUUCUGCAUGCUCUGGUCUUAGUGGCUGAUAACACUGAAGAGAACACUGAGAUUAUUACUAAAAUGUAUGAUGACAUUCUGAAGAUGUCAGUCCAGAUUGAUCCACAGAUGAGACUUGAAGAUCAGACUAACAUAGAUGGUCUAACACCUAUGAAGCUGGCAGCGAAACUGGGUAAACUUGAGUUGUUGAAGCACAUAAUUCGAAGGGAAAUUGAAGAGCCAGAGUAUAGAUAUUUGUCUCGAAAAUUCACUGAAUGGACUUAUGGCCCAGUUAUUACAUCUCUAUAUGACAUCUCGUCCGUGGAUACACAUGAGCCGGACUCUGUUUUGGAAAACAUUGUAUUCAAGAGUAAAGCCUAUAACCGACACAAAAUGAUAGUCCUGGAACCAUUGAACCAUUUGCUGCAGGAAAAGUGGGACUCCUUUGCUGGAAAGAUAUUUUAUGUAAAGUUUAUCCUGUACAUUGUAUAUAUGAGUAUAUUCACAGCCACCGCUUACCACAGGCCUCUGGAAGGACAGCCACCAUUUCCACUACAAGGGACAGUCAAAGACAAUGCACGUGUGGCAGGAGAAGUCUUCAUUAUGCUUGGAGGAAUUUACAUCUUCAUUUGCCAGAUCAUAUAUUUUUGGAAGAGACGACCUUCUCUGCAAAUAUUAAUGAUGGAUGGCUACUUCGAAAUUCUUUUCUUUCUACAAGCGAUUCUUCUGCUGUUCAGUGGUAUCAUCUACCUUGCAGGAAAUGAAGUCUAUGUGGCUUUCAUGGUGUUUUCGUUGGUCAUUGGUUGGGUGGAUAUCUUAUAUUACACCCGUGGCUUCCAGCAGACUGGAAUUUACAGUGUGAUGAUCCAAAAGACGAUUCUGCGAGACAUGCUCCGCUUCCUGCUGGUCUACAUAGUCUUCCUUUUUGGUUUUGCAGCAGCUUUGGUAACACUUAUCGGUGAAGCACCAGAAAAGGUGGAAAACAGCACCGAAACUAGUGAAAAAGAAGCAGCAAACUCUUAUUCUGGUCUCUACAUCACUUCAUUGGAGCUAUUCAAGUUCACCAUUGGCAUGGGAGAUCUGGAAUUUAAUGAGAAUCUGAAGUUCAAGCACUUCUUCAUGUUCCUGCUCAUCCUGUACGUGGUCCUCACUUACGUUCUCCUUCUUAACAUGCUCAUUGCCUUAAUGAGCGAAACUGUCAACAAGGUGUCUAGUGAGAGUAAGAACAUUUGGAAACUCCAGAGAGCUGCUACAAUAUUGGAUAUUGAGAGGUUUCUGCCAAGGUCCAUUCGGAAAAAACUGAGAUGUGGUCGCUGCCUUACAGUGGGGAAAACACCUGAUGGAAAAAUAGAUGAACGAUGGUGUUUUAGGGUGGAGGAAAUGCAAUGGGGAUCAUUUGGAAAAAAUCAAGUCAGCCUCAAUGAGGAACCUGGUGACAAAGAAAAAGCACUGAGGUCAAUAUACAAACAACCGAAAGGGUGGAGCCAUUGGGUAACCAGAGCUCAAGAGAGAGCACAUGAAGAAGAGCAAGUGCCCUUAAAUUCCGUGUCCACAAGUCCAUCGGAUAAAGUCUAAGAUAGAUGUCAUAUUCUAUAUUCAGUUGUAAAUGUUUACUGAUGAUACAUCUCACCAAUAUUCACAAUGUUCCAAAAAAGUUGCUAUGGCUGAGAAGAUACAAAUGCGCUUCAAAUGUUGUAAUUUGCCAUGGCAAGAUCUGUGCCAGGCCGUAUUCAUUACAUCUAGGCUUACAGUAGAGAGAACUGGAGUCUAGUGCUGGAAUUCUUCAAUGAACAAAAUGUGCCAUAUUUUUAUAUUUCUUCUUAUUGUCUUCUUUCCUGUCAUCACAGAGCAAUGCUAUGGGGCAGUGUUUCCUAACAAGUGUGCCUCCAGCUGUUGUAAAACAACAAAUCCCAGCCUUUGGCUGUCCAGGCAUGCUAGGAGUUGUAGUUUUGCAACAGCUGGGGGCACACUAGUUGGAAACCACUGCUAUAGGGAGAGUCUCUCUGUGGUUGGCUGGUAAAAUGGUUCCCCGGCCUUAGCCACACUAUACACAGCAAUUCUAUUAGCAGAUGGAUUGGAUCCCUUCCUUCUCCUAUGUAGAGUAGUGGGCAAUGUGUGAGACAAAGAGAAGAGACUCACAGUCUGCCACUGGUAACACUGGCACAGUGGCCUUCCUUUUCCAGUUAGAAAGGACGUGUCAUUCAAAUGCAUAUAGUGCUAUAUUGGCUGCCUGUUAUUAUCACUACAUUCUAACUCCAUUAUACCAAAGAAAAAGUAGCUGGAUUGCAUAAAGAAGAGUAAGAUCUGGUGUAACUGACCUAUUUAUCGAAUCAGCAUCUGUCCGGGAAAAUCCAUUUUGUAGCAGAAACACACUGUAAGGGCUCAUUCAUACUAUGUUUUUCAGAGUGGAAUAAAGUACAAUAGCCUCCCAUUGUUCUCACUGGCAUUCUGCUGCACCAUUUACACUUCGGUAUUUCCACGACAGAACGUCCGGACCCUAGACAUUCUUUUGGCAGAAUCUGCUAGGAAAGGCAUCUAUUAAGAUGGCGCAUUUCCACGCGGUCCAAGUGAUUCUCCAGAAGGAAUCAGCUCAAAAUUAGCAUGGAAUGUGCUAUGCACAUUUUGGUGCGGAUUAUCCUUUGAUUUAAAAUUUAGCUUUUAUGCGAAAUCGCUCUGAAAAGUGACCUGAAUUCCAAUGUAGUGUUUUCUGAAAACUACAGGUAUUUUUAGAGAUUUUUCAUUAAAGUCAAUAAAAGAAUACAGUGGCAUGGUUUUUGACAAGGUUUUGGCACUUUUUUCCCCCCUUGUUUACAUACCCUUAGGCCAUGAGAAAUUCUGUUGAUUUCAGAGGGAUUCUGCUGCACUGUGCACACAGUGGAACUUCACUGUGGAAAUCCCAAUUUCAGAGUCUGCAGAAACAAUAAACCUGUUCAUUGUUACUGUGUAUUCUGUUUGGAAAUGCAUUGCUGUCUAUGGAGAUGGCGCAUUUCUGAGUGGUCCUAGUGCCAUCGGAACAUGCAAAUGUGUGAAACGUCCGCCUAUGUUUUCCGGGUGGACAUUCUGCACAUUAUAUGCUGUGUGAACAUGGCCUUUGGCAGGAGCUGAACAGAGACUCUGGAUUUCCCCUGAUUUCUGGUAAAAUCACAGCAGUAUUGUCACUUUUGUACAACCCAAAUUGCUGCCGUAUCAAGGAAAAGGUUGAUAGCGACUUGCAACACUUACACCUAUAUUUCUAGAAGAUACUGGAAUACACCACCCUGCCAAGAUAUUGGCCUGCCAAAUAAAUGACAUCAUAGCCACUUUAAUUUACAUUAGUAGUAAUGCCUAAGUAUCACGGUGCAGUGGAAACUGUUAGUUAAUGUGCUGGACCUUUAUAAUUGUCUGCUGCUGUAUGUGAAAUAUUCUGCUUUAAAUCUACUUGUCCUCUAUAUCUGCAAAAUAUAACCUUUGCACGUUGUCAGUAGAUAUAAAAAUCAGCCGGUUUAUCCAUUUAUUUUAUUAGCUGCACUUUAGGAAAGAUGUUGGCUUUUAUAUACCUGUAUUUUUUAUGGAAUCAUGCAUUUAUAUCUGUCUUACAUGUAUAUUCAUAAUAAAUAUUGUUUACAUAUCA
Molecule: messenger RNA, 4933 nt
Organism: Hyla sarda
Lineage: Eukaryota; Metazoa; Chordata; Amphibia; Anura; Hylidae
Product: transient receptor potential cation channel subfamily V member 1-like
Exons: 16
Coding region: 568-2898 (776 amino acids)
Biological process (GO): calcium ion import across plasma membrane
Cellular component (GO): membrane
Molecular function (GO): calcium channel activity; protein binding
Source: RefSeq, a predicted model, not a curated record